UUCCAACGACCUGUCAUCACAUUUUUCCUACCAACAUUCUCUCACGCCAUUCCCUCAAAAACCGCCCUCUCAGCCUCUUUCUCCGGCAACCUCCGCCGGCGACAGACGGCGGUGAUCACGGCGGCGCUUCCAAUUUCUUCUUCAUCUUCUUCAAUUUCCGAAGUUUUUGUGUUCUUCGUCAAAAAUAAUUGGCUGAAUUUUCAAUUGUAAUUUCGGGUUCAGUUUUGUUUGAAGGAAGACAGAAAUUGCCGGUUGGGUUGGUCCGACCAAGAAAGGCAUGGGAGUUUUGGGCAUUGCUUGGGCCUCCUGACCUGAGACGCCCUUGUUACAUGAGAAUUGAGAUACUACUGCGCCUAGUGAAAGGGAGAGAAUAUGAGUUGCUUUGGCUGUUUUGGAGGAGAUGCAGCCCAUAGAACUUCAGACAAUGGAGGUGGUUAUAUGCCCAGAACUCUAGCAGGGAGAGAUGGAAAUUAUCAGUUAGUUGAUAGUGCACCUAGCAAGCCACCAGUGAGAGUUCAGCCUAUAGCUGUCCCUAAAAUUUCAGUGGAAGAACUACGAGAAGUUACAGAGAACUACGGUUCCAAUGCUUUAAUAGGGGAGGGCUCAUAUGGCAGAGUGUACUAUGGGGUGCUUAAAAAUGGGCGUGCAGCAGCUAUAAAAAAACUGGAUGCCAGCAAACAGCCAGAUGAAGAAUUUUUAGCUCAGGUUUCUAUGGUUUCAAGGCUAAAACAUGAAAAUUUUGUUGAAUUGCUUGGUUACUGUGUUGAUGGUAACCUACGUAUUCUUGCAUAUGAGUUUGCAUCAAAUGGAUCUCUUCAUGACAUUCUUCACGGGAGGAAGGGUGUCAAAGGAGCACAACCUGGGCCUGUUCUGUCGUGGACACAACGUGUUAAAAUUGCAGUAGGUGCUGCCAGGGGGCUUGAGUUUUUGCAUGAGAAGGCUGCUCCCCCUAUUUUUCACCGUGAUAUCAAGUCUAGUAAUAUACUGCUCUUUGAUGAUGAUGUUGCUAAGAUUGGUGAUUUUGACCUGUCAAAUCAAGCUCCAGAUAUGGCAGCACGACUUCAUUCGACAAGAGUUCUUGGAACUUUUGGCUACCAUGCACCAGAGUAUGCAAUGACGGGGCAGCUUAAUGCCAAGAGUGAUGUGUACAGUUUUGGCGUUGUCUUGCUUGAGCUUCUCACUGGUCGGAAACCUGUUGAUCAUACCUUACCUCGUGGACAGCAAAGUCUGGUGACAUGGGCUACACCUAAACUCAGUGAAGACAAAGUCAAGCAGUGUGUUGAUCCAAGACUCAAUGGAGAGUAUCCUGCCAAAGCUGUUGCGAAGAUGGCUGCAGUUGCUGCAUUGUGUGUACAGUAUGAAUCUGAUUUUCGGCCAAACAUGAGCAUUGUUGUCAAGGCACUCCAACCUUUGUUAAAUGCUGCGCGGCAUGUUGCCAGCCAUGAUGUUCCAAGCUCAUGAACAAUUUGAUCUCUCCUUCCCUGCCAUUUGUCCGUCUUAUUAUGUGGCUAUGGUUUUUGGUAGUACAAAGUAUACAUGAGAGAAAAUUUUCUGGACUACAGAAAAAUUAUUCUAGCUUGUGCAGUGCUCACUUUUGGUUGAUAAGCUGUAAUUUUGGUUUGCUAAUAGUGUGGUUAUUGAUUUAUUGUGUGGUCUGGAUGUUGAUGUCGUAUUUUUCCAGCUCAUACACUUCGGUUGAAUGAAAUUAUAGCUGUUUAUUAUUGAAGUAUAUAUAUUCUUCGUAUGUUAUGUUAAACUCCCAUGAAGCGAGGACUAAUUCUUUUUUUGUA
This is a messenger RNA of Chenopodium quinoa (quinoa), 1790 nucleotides long. Its product is annotated as pto-interacting protein 1-like. Gene Ontology annotation, biological process: protein phosphorylation. Lineage: Eukaryota; Viridiplantae; Streptophyta; Magnoliopsida; Caryophyllales; Amaranthaceae. The record is from RefSeq and is a predicted model, not a curated record. The transcript is spliced from 10 exons. Bases 373 to 1461 code for a protein of 362 amino acids. Gene Ontology annotation, molecular function: ATP binding; protein kinase activity.